GUCCCGUCCCGCCGAGCCGGCCGGUGAAGCCGGGGCUAGAGGGCCCGGUGCGGCCCUCGUCGCCAUGGCGACGGCGCGGGGCCGCUGCCAUGGCGGAGAAGGAGGGGAACGGCGAGGAUGGCGCAGUAGCUGAAAUUGAGAAGAAGAUUAUAGAAGCUUUUGAGGUGUUUGACCAUGACUGCAAUAAAACUGUGGAUGUCAGAGAGAUUGGUUCAAUUGUCAGGUCACUGGGUUGCUUCCCAACUGAGGCAGAACUUCAUGAACUGCUUGCAAAGGUGGAAGAAGAAGAAGAACCAACUGGAUAUAUUCAUCUGGAAAAAUUUCUUCCAGUGAUGACAAAAGUUCUUCUCGACAGAAGCUACCGGCCUAUUCCAGAAGAUGUUCUCCUACAUGCAUUUGAGGCUUUAGAUGAGAAUAAAUGUGGAUAUCUUACUAAAGACGAGCUGGUAAAACAUAUGACUGAAGAAGGUGAACCCUUUACUGAGGAAGAAAUGGAGGAGAUGCUCUCCAAUGCUCUAGAUCCAGAAACAAAUACUGUUCACUACAGAGAUUACAUUUCAAUGAUGAUAGUAGAUGAUCCUGAAGAUCUUCCCCAGUAAAGUUUGAGAUGCUGUUUGGUAACAGCAAUGUAACUUGACAUUUGGUUGAAAUUUGAAGUGUAACAAAGCUUAACUUGUGACCUUGUGCUUGUAAUUAAAAUAAAAUCUGUGUAGUUAUAUUUCCUUGGUUCUGUAUAUGUACUGAAAUAUAUUCACACUUGGAAAAAGAGCUCUUGACAGAAAUAUUGUGUAAGGUCUGGAAAAGAAAUCACAGAGUUUGAUUUGAAAAAUAACAGGAAAAAUAAUGUUAAUGGAGUCAAGAAAUGUCCUUAAAAUUGCUUCUGAAAAAAACUAAUGGAAAAGUGAGACUGGGAAAGUGGGUAAUAAGUAGGUAAGUGAGUACCCUAAGAUGACUGAAAUUAUGAAAUCAUGCUACUAAGAUAAAACUUUUCUAUCUAAAGGUAGGCCCUGUUUAUGUUUAACUAAUGAGGCACUGGGUAGAUUACUGCUUUUAAAAUAAUACUGCAGAUCAAAUAAACUUUCUAUAGUU
Messenger RNA from Oxyura jamaicensis (ruddy duck), 1089 nucleotides. It is a transcript of the gene EFCAB2, whose product is annotated as EF-hand calcium binding domain 2. Gene Ontology annotation, molecular function: calcium ion binding. NCBI's taxonomy places the organism in Eukaryota, Metazoa, Chordata, Aves, Anseriformes, Anatidae. The record is from RefSeq and is a predicted model, not a curated record. The transcript has 7 exons. Bases 90 to 599 code for a protein of 169 amino acids.